CUGACGAUCAGAUUAAUCUCACACCAGCCUCCAGUUUCUGCUGACUGACAUGGCGAGUAACCUCGUCUCGAAGCUGUUCCGCCCUCCUCUGACACAGCUUGUGUGUCUCCGUUCAGGUUCCUUGUUUCGGGGGAAGGGGGCGGCGGCCGCAGCGACGGGCACCAGAUCUUCCUCCAGUGGCUCUCCACCAGAGAAAAUCAGCCGAUACCCAAUUCCUUACAAGAAAGAUCUGCCGUAUGAUAUAGUGGAGCUUAUGGAGGAAGUGGAAUCAAAGGGAGGAUUUUUGCCCAAUGUCUUUAAAGUGCUGUCUCACAGGCCGGCAGAGUUCAGAGCCUUCUUUGCAUACUACAACGAACUGAUGAACAAGGACACAGGUAGAUUAACCAAGGCAGAUCGUGAGCUGAUUGUAGUGGCAACCAGUAUCCACAACAGGUGUCUGUACUGUGUGGUAUCCCACAGUGCUCUGCAUCGCAUCUACUCAAAAAACCCCACACUUUGUGAUCAGGUCAUUGUGAACUAUGAAAAUGCUGACCUGGCCCCUCGGGAGCGUGCCAUGCUGGACUUCGCCAUGGCCGUGUGUCGCUGCGACACCAUCACAGAGCAGCACUUUAAAUCUCUGGAGGAAGCGGGCUUUGACCGCGAGGACGCCUGGGACAUAGCCGCCAUUGCUGCUUUCUUUGCCAUGUCUAACAGGCUCGCCCAUCUCACAGACAUGAGGCCAAACCUGGAAUUUUUUAACCUGGGCCGCAUACCACGGGACAAGAGCAAGGACAAGGCGGGCGAUGGCAACUGAGAAAGGGAGAUGUUACAGCAUUUGACCUGAGACAAUCUGUAUGUGAUGUUAAAAUGUUCAUGGUGAAGGAAAAUUCUCUUUUAUAUUGUAUCAACAUAUGACUGUUGAUAUUUGAACUGUGGUUUAAUGAGGUGUGAUAGCCGUUCUACAGGUAUACACGCUAAAGGCAAAUUGACACUGAAAUUAGUCUGAAGGUCAGGAGUGUAGAAUUGAGAUUUAAGUAGCUUGACUGAGCCUGUUUGUGUUUGUUUGUUGUUUUUUGUGGGAUGUUUUUGUUUUUUGUGCCAAAAUCAAGUUAUGCAGCGCAAGCAUCUAAAUGGGGCUUGUAGGAAUGGUUAUGUUAAGAUGUAUUCAGAUUCUCUCAUGACUCACUAAGUUGUGGUUAAUAGAGGGGUUAAGAAGUUUUUUUUUUUUUUUUUUUUUUUUUUUCCUGCAGUUAACGCCUCUCUUAUCUUCGAAUCUGACCUGUGUGUGAAGUGAGAAAGCUUAUUUGACUCAGGCCUUAAUAGCCUCCACUGCCAUGUCACUGUUGUUUGCAAUGUACACGAAAAGCAUACCAGGAUACACAAGUAACUGGACACAGAGCCAUACAGUUCUGAAAUAUUGGCUAACUUUGAACCAAUUUCGAGUCCCUUCCUAUGGCAAAAACAUGUCAUGAAACUGACUUUUCUCUGUGUUACUGAUCUUGUUCUAAAGUUAAAAUGGAAAACUGCAUUUCCUCAGGCUUCACACUGUCUGUGGGAUGAAGUUCUUGAUAUUAUGUGAGCUUUUUUUUUUUUUUUUUUUUUUUUUUUUUUUUUUUUCAGUAAUUUCUGUGUACAAGUGAAAGAUGGGGCUUUACUUGCAGAUAUCUCACUCUUGUCACUGUCAACAGAAAUGACCUAGUCUUGGUAAAGUGCUUUCUAUCACCACCAGAUGGCGCUGCAUUCAUGAACCUAUUGGAAUUAACACUACAGUCUUCUAUAUGUAACAUCUGACUCAAUAAUUCCAUAUGUGAAAGAUGGGCAAAUAAAACCCACAAAGAAGAGCUUCAGAUAAAACUUGUACUGCUUAUUCAAAAUGUUGCUGAAAAUUAUGUCCAAGGUCUUGUUUUUUUUUUUUUUUUUUUUAAAUGCUGCAAUCAUGCAAUCCUUUUUCCCGGUGUAACUUAUCUGGUGGAGUGUCUCACUUCUGUAUAAUACACAGCAUUUCCUCUGAAAGUUUACUUUCUGUCUGCUAUCAAAAAUGAUAAAGUCAAACAUGACUCCAGGCAUCACCUGAAGAUUUGCUCUUUUUUUUUUUUUUUUUUUUUUAACGCUCCUCAUGCACUAAAAACUUUCCUGCUCACUUGAAUAUUUAGGUGAUCUUCACACCAGGGGACAUGAGAUGUGUGUAAAGCUUACAGGAAAGAAUUACAAAUAGUGUUUCUGUGUCAUGAACAUCCUGAAAGUCAACCAGAGCAGAUCCUUAUUGUAGCAUAAUGGGAUUAUUUAUGUAUAUACACAUUUAAAUUUAAUUCCUGUGCCAGAAGAUGUGUCAUUAAACCAUUUGAAACAGAA
Molecule: messenger RNA, 2331 nt
Organism: Oreochromis aureus
Lineage: Eukaryota; Metazoa; Chordata; Actinopteri; Cichliformes; Cichlidae
Exons: 5
Coding region: 50-793 (247 amino acids)
Molecular function (GO): peroxiredoxin activity
Source: RefSeq, a predicted model, not a curated record